Messenger RNA from Naumovozyma dairenensis CBS 421, 1200 nucleotides. It is a transcript of the gene YHB1, whose product is annotated as flavohemoglobin. NCBI's taxonomy places the organism in Eukaryota, Fungi, Ascomycota, Saccharomycetes, Saccharomycetales, Saccharomycetaceae. The record is from RefSeq and is a predicted model, not a curated record. Gene Ontology annotation, cellular component: intracellular anatomical structure. The coding region runs from base 1 to 1200 and encodes 399 amino acids. Gene Ontology annotation, biological process: cellular response to nitrosative stress; nitric oxide catabolic process. The transcript has a single exon. Gene Ontology annotation, molecular function: FAD binding; oxygen binding; nitric oxide dioxygenase [NAD(P)H] activity.
AUGCUAUCUGAACAAACACGUACUAUCGUCAAAGCUACCGUACCAGUCUUAGAACAACAAGGUGCUGUUAUCACCCGUUGUUUUUACAAGAACAUGUUAGGUGAACACACUGAAUUACUAAACAUUUUCAACAGAGUAAACCAAAAGAAAGGUGCCCAACCAACCGCUUUAGCCACCACAGUCUUAGCUGCCGCAAAGAACAUUGAUGAUUUGACUCCUCUAUUGGAACAUGUUAAGCAAAUCGGUCACAAACAUCGUGCUUUACAAAUCAAACCAGAACAUUACCCAAUCGUUGGUGAAUACUUAUUGAAAGCCAUCAAGGAAGUCUUAGGUGAUGCUGCUACUCCAGAAAUCAUUAACGCAUGGGGUGAAGCAUACGGUGAAAUCGCUAACGUUUUCAUCUCAGUUGAAAAGGAAAUGUACGAUGAAGCUGCUUGGAAAGGUUGGGAAGAAUUCACAGUUGUCGACAAAGAAUUAGUCGCGGAUGAUAUCUAUCAAUUCACUGUUCAACCUGUUGAUUCUACUAAGGUUAAUUUGAAAAAUUUACCAAUCGUCGCUGGUCAAUAUAUUACUGUUAAUACUCAUCCAAUUAGACAAGAUAACCAUUACGAUGCUUUAAGACAUUAUUCUAUUUGUUCUAUAAGUGAUCAAGGUGGGUUGAAGUUUGGUGUUAAAUUAGAAUCUUCUCAAAAUAAUAAUCCAGUUGGGUUAGUCUCUGAAUUUUUACAUAAGGAUGUUAAAGUUGGUGACAAAUUGAAAUUAAGCGCCCCAGCUGGUGAUUUCGCAUUGAAUGAAAAAUUAAUCAAACAAAAUGAUAUCCCAUUAGUCUUAUUAUCUGCAGGUGUUGGUGUCACUCCAAUCUUAUCCAUGUUAGAAAAGCAAAUUUCUGUUAACCCAGAAAGACCAAUCUAUUGGAUUCAAUCUGCUUACGAUGACGGUCACUUAGCUUUCAAGAAACAAGUAAAUGCUCUAUUAGAAAAGGCUCCAAAUCAUAAGAAAAGUGUUGUUUUGACUAAUACUUCAAAGCCAAUUGAUGCUGAAUUCUUAAAGGCUAACGUCCCAGCUCAUGCUGAUGUUUACUUAUGUGGUUCUCUAGGUUUUAUGCAAACUAUGAUUGACCAUUUCGGUAUUUUGGAACAUAAGGCUGAUAUGAUUCAUUACGAACCAUUUGGCCCAAAGAUGUCUACCAUCAAGGUUUAA